AUGUUGGGGACUGUGGUGGUGUGCAGCUCCUCGGCCUCUUUCACUUUCAUAGGCUUACCGCGUAAUUACAAAGUGGAAGCCGAGAUUGAUGCUGUUGGCAUAGAGCAGGGCCGACAGCUACUGGGUCAUGACAUGCAGAUCGAAGAUGAUCGCUUCUUCGCCGGACGCCUCUCAUCUAUGACUUCAUUUCAAGCUUCGGAAUACAACGCCAUCGGAGAGGAGCAAGAGAGGUGCGGCACUAAGGCGAUGGAAAUUCAACGACACCUCAAACCAAUUGUCUCAGGCAGCUACGGAGGUGAUGAGGUGAUUGCCGGUGAAUUAACCGGAUUUUCUGAGCCUUCGAGCCCAAGAACGAUGAAACCUGGGAUGCCACCAACGCCUCUUAACUCUGUUGUCAUUACUGAUGCUGAUAUCGCUAACCUCAUCCCCGUUGACGCGUCACCUCAGACCAUUCGUCGACUUCUGGAGAGCGCGGUAGCCGAGGCGACGAAUGUGAUUGAGGCAGAGCCCAAGAAACCGUCGUCCAAGACUGAAUUGACCAACAACUGA
Messenger RNA from Hydatigera taeniaeformis, 549 nucleotides. NCBI's taxonomy places the organism in Eukaryota, Metazoa, Platyhelminthes, Cestoda, Cyclophyllidea, Taeniidae. The record is from the annotation of a GenBank genome assembly.